Messenger RNA from Candoia aspera, 6537 nucleotides. It is a transcript of the gene ANK1, whose product is annotated as ankyrin 1. Gene Ontology annotation, biological process: signal transduction. Gene Ontology annotation, molecular function: protein binding. Gene Ontology annotation, cellular component: cytoplasm. The record is from RefSeq and is a predicted model, not a curated record. NCBI's taxonomy places the organism in Eukaryota, Metazoa, Chordata, Lepidosauria, Squamata, Candoiidae.
AUGGCUCAGGCGGCCAAGCAGCUGAAGAAGAUCAAGGACAUCGAGGCGCAGGCCCUGCAGGAGCAGAAGGAGAAGGAGGAGAGCAGCCGCCGGCGCCGGAACCGCUCGCGGGACCGCAAGAGGAAGGCUGAUGCUGCAACCAGCUUCCUCCGAGCAGCGCGAUCAGGGAACCUGGACAAAGCUCUAGACCAUCUAGGGAAUGGUGUGGAUAUUAAUACCUGCAAUCAGAAUGGCUUGAAUGCUUUACAUCUGGCCUCCAAGGAGGGGCACGUGAAGAUGGUGGCUGAGCUGCUGCACAAGGAAAUUGUGUUGGAAACCACCACCAAGAAAGGGAACACAGCUUUACACAUUGCUGCCUUGGCAGGGCAAGAAGAUGUUGUGCGGGAGCUGGUGAACUUUGGGGCAAAUGUCAACGCACAAUCACAGAAAGGCUUCACACCCCUCUAUAUGGCUGCCCAAGAGAACCACCUGGAAGUUGUUAAGUUCCUACUGGAGAAUGGUGCCAACCAAAACGUGGCCACGGAAGAUGGCUUUACUCCGUUGGCCGUAGCUCUGCAGCAAGGCCAUGAAAAUGUGGUGGCCCACUUGAUUAACUAUGGGACAAAGGGAAAGGUGCGCCUUCCGGCGUUGCACAUAGCUGCCCGCAACGAUGACACGCGAACAGCUGCCGUGCUUUUACAAAACGACCCCAAUGCUGACGUCCUUUCCAAGACCGGCUUCACCCCUCUUCACAUCGCAGCCCAUUAUGAGAAUCUCAACGUGGCCCAGCUUCUGCUCAACCGGGGAGCAAGUGUCAAUUUCACCCCCCAGAACGGCAUCACCCCCUUGCACAUCGCUUCCCGUCGUGGCAACAUCAUAAUGGUGCGGCUGCUGCUUGACCGCGGGGCCAACAUUGAGGUCCGCACCAAGGAUGAGCUGACCCCAUUGCACUGUGCAGCCAGAAAUGGGCACGUGCGAAUUGCUGAAAUCUUGCUGGACCACGGAGCACCCAUCCAAGCAAAGACCAAGAACGGCCUCUCCCCCAUCCAUAUGGCCUCCCAAGGGGACCACUUGGACUGCGUGCGGCUUUUGCUGCAGUAUAAUGCCGACAUUGAUGACAUCACGUUGGAUCACUUGACCCCACUGCAUGUGGCUGCCCACUGUGGCCACCACCGGGUGGCUAAGAUCCUGCUUGAUAAGGGAGCCAAGCCUAAUGCGCGGGCACUGAACGGCUUCACUCCAUUGCACAUUGCCUGUAAGAAGAACCACAUCCGGGUGAUGGAGCUUCUUCUGAAGAUGGGGGCCUCCAUCGACGCAGUCACGGAGUCAGGCCUCACUCCUCUUCAUGUGGCCUCCUUCAUGGGGAACCUUUCAAUUGUCAAGAUCCUGCUCCAGCGGGGUGCAUCUCCCAAUGUUUCCAACGUGAAAGUAGAGAUGCCCCUCCACAUGGCAGCUCGAGCCGGGCACAGUGAGGUAGCCAAGUACCUGCUCCAGAACAAAGCCAAGGUCAAUGCCACAGCUAAGGAUGAUCAGACGCCCUUGCACUGUGCCAGCCGCCUUGGGCACUGCGCCAUGGUGAAGCUGCUCCUGGAGAGCGGUGCGGACCCUAACCAUGCCACAACCGCUGGACACACGCCGCUGCACAUUACGGCCCGUGAGGGGCACCUGGACUGUGUUUGUGCCCUCCUGGACAAAGACGCAUCCCAGACUGCCAUGACUAAGAAAGGAUUUACCCCUCUCCACGUUGCUUCCAAAUACGGGAAGGUGGACGUUGCUGAGGUUCUGCUGGAGCGCAACGCACAGCCCAAUGCGGCAGGGAAGAAUGGCCUGACACCUCUGCAUGUCGCCGUCCACCACAACAAUUUGGAUAUAGUGAAAGUCCUGCUCCCCAAGGGAGCAUCUCCGCACAGCGUGGCUUGGAACGGAUACACCCCUUUGCACAUCGCAGCCAGGCAGAACCAAAUGGAGGUGGCCUGCAGCCUGCUGCAGUAUGGUGCUUCUGCCAACGUGGAAUCCACACAGGGGGUGACGCCGCUACACCUGGCCGCCCAGGAGGGCCAUGCAGACAUGGUGGUGCUGCUCCUCUCCAAGCAGGCGAACGGGAACUUUGGAAACAAAAGUGGCCUCACCCCACUCCACCUGGUGGCACAGGAGGGACACGUCCAGGUGGCGGACAACCUGCUCAGGCAUGGAGUCCAGGUGGACGCAAGGACUCGGAUGGGUUACACACCAUUGCAUGUGGCCUGUCAUUAUGGGAAUAUCAAGCUGGUGAAGUUUCUGCUGCAGCAUCAGGCCGAUGUCAAUGCCAAAACCAAGCUGGGUUACACUCCUCUGCACCAAGCAGCUCAACAAGGCCACACCGACAUAGUCACCCUUUUGCUGAAGCACGGGGCCUCGCCCAAUGAAAUCAGUUCGAAUGGGGCCACCCCUUUGGCCAUCGCCAAGCGGCUCGGCUACAUUUCUGUAACUGAUGUGCUGAAAGUUGUCACUGACGAGACCAGCUUCCUGUCAUUAAGUGACAAACAUCGGAUGAGCUUCCCAGAGACGGUGGAUGAGAUUCUGGAUGUGUCUGAGGAUGAAGGCACGGCUCACGUAACUCUCUUGGGAGAAGAACUGCUGGGUGCCAAGAUGCAGAAGCGGGAACUUCAAUAUCAGGAAGAUGAGAGAGAAAUUGUGGAAUUUGUCCCCAAAUUGGAUCACACAAGGGAAGAAUCACCAGCUAUCCCACGAAUCCCUUGUGUCACACCUGAGACGGUCCUCAUCCGGCCUGAGGAACCAGAGCAGCCUUCCAAGGAGUUUGACGAAGAGUCCCUCAUCCCAAGCAGUCCUGCCACGGAGACCUCAGACAACAUCAGUCCGGUAGCCAGCCCCGUCCACACAGGGUUCCUUGUAAGUUUCAUGGUGGAUGCCCGUGGAGGGUCCAUGCGGGGCAGUAGGCACAAUGGCCUUCGCGUCGUCAUUCCGCCCCGGACAUGUGCAGCACCAACUCGCAUCACCUGCCGCCUGGUCAAGCCCCAGAAGUUGCCAGUGCCCCCCCCUCUGGCAGAGGAAGAAGGACUGGCCAGCAGAAUUAUUGCUCUGGGCCCUGCUGGAGCACAGUUCCUCAGCCCUGUGAUUGUGGAAAUCCCUCAUUUUGCCUCACACGGCCGUGGUGACCGGGAGUUGGUGGUCCUGCGCAGUGAGAAUGGGUCUGUGUGGAAGGAGCACCGUAGCCACUAUGCAGAAAGUUACUUGGACCAGGUCCUUAAUGGGAUGGAUGAAGAAUUGGAAAGUCUGGAAGAAUUGGAGAAGAAGAGGAUUUGCCGUAUCGUCACGACCGACUUCCCCCUGUACUUUGUGGUCAUGUCCCGGGUGUGCCAGGACUGCGAGUUGAUUGGCCCAGAAGGUGGCUGUCUCCAGAGUUCCUUGGUGCCCAUGGUCCAAGCCACAUUUCCAGAAACGGCGGUCACCAAGAAAGUCAAGCUAGCUUUGCAGGCUCAGCCAGUGCCUGAUGAGCUGGUGACAAAACUGCUGGGGAACCAGGCGACCUUCAGCCCGAUUGUGACAGUGGAGCCGCGCCGCAGGAAAUUUCACCGACCCAUUGGGUUGCGCAUCCCCUUGCCCCCUUCCUGGAGAGAGAAUCCCCGAGACAGCGGGGAAGGCGAUACCACCAGCCUGCGCCUUCUCUGCAGCGUUAUCGGAGGAACUGCACCAGCACAAUGGGAGGACAUCACCGGGACCACAAAAUUAGUUUAUGCCAACGAGUGUGCAAAUUUCACCACCAAUGUGUCUGCAAGGUUCUGGCUUGCAGACUGCCCGCGCACAGCCGAAGCUGUCCAUUUUGCCACUCUGUUGUACAAGGAGUUGGCAGCUGUGCCCUACAUGGCUAAGUUCGUGGUGUUUGCCAAAAUGAAUGAUGGGCGGGAAGGACGCUUGCGUUGCUACUGUAUGACCGACGACAAGGUGGACAAGACGCUGGAGCAGCAUGAAAACUUCACAGAAGUGGCACGCAGCCGGGACAUUGAGGUGGCUGAAGGCAUGCCACUCCACAUGGAGCUUUCUGGGAAUCUGCUGCCAGUCAAGAAGGCUGCCCAACAACGUAGCUUCUUAUUCCAGUCAUUCCAUGAGAACCGCCUCAUCAUCCCAGUUAAGCUGAGGGACAGUAGCCGAGAAGCCAGUGGCUCGUUGUCCUUCCUCCGCAAGCCCAUGAAGUAUGAAGAGCUUCAGCAUGUGCUGUGCCACCUGAAUGUCACCAUGCCACCCUGCUCCAAGACUUCUGGCAGUGAAGAGCGAAGGAGGACAUUGACACCACUUGCGCUGCGAGAGAGAUACAGCCUGCUCAGUGACAGCACCCUGGGACCCCUUAACAGCACAGAGAAAGAGCGGACCAACAUGAAGUUGGCAGUUGUUGCAGAACACUUGGGCCUCAGUUGGGCUGAGCUGGCCCGGGAACUUCAAUUUGGAGUGGAUGACAUCAACAGAAUCCGAGUUGAGAAUCCCAACUCCCUCCUGGAGCAGAGCACAGCCCUGUUGAAUCUUUGGACCAGCCGUGGUGGCCAGAGUGCCGACAUGGAGAGCCUUUAUACGGCCCUGCGCAACAUUGGCCGUAGCGAAAUUAUUAACACGCUGGAGGGCUCCGUGCGACAGAGCCGCAGCCUGAAAGGUGACAAGCGCUACCGGCACAGAGACUAUUCUGGGUCCCCCUCCCAGAUAAAUGGUUAUGCUUCGCUGCAGGACGAGCUCCUGUCCCCCGCCUCCAUGCACUACGCUCUGCCUUCCCCGCUGUGUGCUGACCAAUACUGGAAUGAGGUGGCCAUCCUGGAAGCCAUCCCCAUGGCUGCCAGCGAGCAGGAUGCCCUCCUGGAGAUGUCGGACAUGCAGGUGUGGUCUUCGGGGCUGACGCCCUCGCUGGUGACUGCCGAAGACUCCUCCCUGGAGUGCAGCAAGGCUGAGGACUCGGACGCCACGAGUGAAGGGCGGUUCCCGGGGCAGCUCCUGGAGGACGUGCAUGGCCCUGACCCUCUUGGCUCCAUGGACCUGGUGGAGGACGACACAGUGGACUCAGACGCCAUGAAUGGCCUGAUGGACAUGCUAGAGCAGGAGGAAGGUCAGAGGUCAGAGGGGAGAAGGCCAGACGGUGAGCACUCGGGGGGCUGCUUGGGGAGUCAGGGUCCCCACUGUGACCUCUCUCUCAUUCCAGGGCAGCAGAGAGUGCAGGUGGGCAUCACGGAGUCGCCCACUGUUAGCCGGGUGAUAGAGAAGGGCAAGGACAGGCCCGGCGAGUGGGUGGCUGAGGGCUCCUUCAUCUCCAGCUUGUCUGACUUGGCCAAAGGGGUGUCCCUGAGCCCACCACUCCUGCGACAAGGGGCGCCUUACAAAGUGCGAGGCCAGGAGCGGGGCAGUCUGGAGCACAUGCGGAUGGACUCAUCGGAAGAGCGGGAAAGCCCCCCGUUCCAGAGGGACUGGGGGCUCCGGCCUGAGAGGCAGCAAGGCUUAGCCAAGUGGCUGGAGGAGUCCGAUAGCGGCUGCUUUGCACAAAUGCAGGGUAACGAAAUACUGGAUGUUCCUGGGGAACAAGUGACCGAAGAGCAGUUCACUGAUGAGCAAGGCAACAUUAUCACCAAGAAGAUUAUCCGGAAAGUGGUGCGGCGGCUGGACAGCGAAGACGGACGGCCACACAAAGAGGUGAUGAUUGUGAGACCCCUCCCGCCUGGGGAGCUGGAUGCUGAGGCUGGUUUUCAGAAAUGGCUGGAGAGGAUGAGCAGCCUUGAGCCUGCUUGGGACGGAGCAGCAGCCUAGCCCCCUUGCCCAGUCCAGAUUCCCGGUUCACCCCGGUGCCCUCUGACCCCCUUCUCCUUGUGUCUCUCUGCCUCUUUCUCCACCUGUCUGUCUGUCGCCUGUGGGCUUGCUGGUGAUGGGUUCCUCCCUCUCGCUGGUGCUCCCCAGGACGAGGAUCAAGGGAGUGUCCCGAGAUCGGAACUGCUUGGGGGCAGGAUGGGGGCUCAGAUAGUGAAACGUGCCAGCCUGAAAAGGGGGAAACAGUGAUCCCGACCCUGCAGUGGCCUCUUUGGAGGUAAAUCACCCCUUUGCUCUUAAUCCUGGCAGGGAUGGGGGGGGGCCGGGUUUAACCUAGGGAUGCACAAUGUGGGGAGGAGACCGGGGGCCCCAUUAGCUUCCAGCGUUAUGUAGGGCGGUCAUGAUAAAGCAAAGGCAAGUUGAAUUCAAGUAUAGAAUCAUGGAAUCAUAGAAUCAAUCAUAGUAUCAUAGAAUCAUACGGUUGGAAAGGACCUGGGAGGUCUUCUCGUCCAACCCCCUGCCCAAGCCCAGGGCAGGAGUCCUCAUACCAUCUUGGACAAAUGGUUGUCCAAUCUUUUCUUGAAAACCUCCAGCGAUGGAGCACCCACAACUCCAGGAGGCCAGCUGUUCCACUGCUUGAUAGCUCUCACUGUCAGGAAAUCCCUCCUUGUUUCCAGGUUGGAUCUCCCUCUGAUGAGCUUCCACCCAUGGCUUCUUGCCCCAUCCUCAGGUGCCAUGGAAAACAAAGAAUAUGGAGUAGAUUGCAUUUACAUUGAAUGAAAC